This is a messenger RNA of Cololabis saira (Pacific saury), 5947 nucleotides long. RefSeq names its product leucine-rich repeat and fibronectin type-III domain-containing protein 4. NCBI's taxonomy places the organism in Eukaryota, Metazoa, Chordata, Actinopteri, Beloniformes, Belonidae. Gene Ontology annotation, molecular function: protein binding. The coding region runs from base 935 to 4069 and encodes 1044 amino acids. The record is from RefSeq and is a predicted model, not a curated record. The transcript has 8 exons.
GAGAGGGAGAGAGGGAGCGAUGGGUGUUUUUUCCGCGGAGCCGAGAAAGAGCGAGAGCUGCGGAGACGGAGGGAUGUGAGUGCUCCGGGAGUCGUGGUGGAAUGAUCCGGAAAACAAGGUUUCCACAAAUCCCCUCGUCCAGCUGACCGCCAAACCUCCUUCAAUAGACUUCCCUCCCAAGGUCACAAAACCGACUAAUUCAGCGCGGGAGAACAAACAUGGAUCACAGCGAGCAGACUGAAAAUCACUCCGGGGAGUAGGGGGAAGAAAGAGGGCUGAGGGAAGACAGUGAAUACAUAAAAGAAUAAUGAAAUGGGAGAGAAAGUCAGCAAGCCUGAUGUCUGAAUAAGAGCCGAGUUAGUAGAGGCACAAAAAAACAAAAGCCAGAAGAGGAGUGAAGGAAGGGUAGUGGGGGAGGACGAGGCGGGAGACCGGUGCAUCGACUGGCUGCUUGAGAGACAGAAUAGUCCAACAAAGCCGUGAUGAAAUCGUACGAAGACGCCACAAAUCGGAUUUUAAGCACAGUGGAUUCUUGGAUCUUUUUUCCCCAGUUUCGGAUAUACCAGGCCGGGAUUGAGCGAGUAAUUCAGGAUUUCGCAGGUUCCCUUGAUCAAUAAAAGCCUAAGAGGAUAUUGUGGGGAUUGGAAUUUUCUUCAACUCUUCGGUUGCCUCACGCUGACCUACAUCCGCCUCCUUUUGAUGUGAGCAGGACGGCGUGAGUGCGGAGGGAAGUGAGGACAGGUCCCAGCAUUAAAGCACAACCAGCCUGGCCCCGCGCUGGCCUGACAUAAGCAGAAGCACCUGGGGCGAGAUCUGUGCUAAACUCUGACACACACACUCACACACACACUUAAACCUGGAUAACAUGUGGAGCUGAUUCGGAUUAUAGAGGCGCACAGACGGAAAAGGUCUGUGGAUAGCUAGGCGUUCUACCAUGCCUGUCCCCCCACCCCUCAAUCCCUGCAGACAAACACACCUGCCCCGCACGCAUCUCCACCCCCAACAGGGAGCGGAGGGCUCCACCUUUUCCUCCCUCUCCCUCCCGUCCAUCCUCUCCUUCUCUCUUCUUCCCCCUCUUCUCAUCUCGUCUUUCUCCCCCUCAUCCCAUCUCCUCCACUGUGCCUGCCCGAGGGCCACGAAGAGGACCCUCCCCGAGUCCGUCACCUUCCCGGUCUUUCACUGGCUGACGCUGGUCACAUGCUGCCUGCUGCCCUCUCUGGUUGGAGCGGGGGAGACGUGGGGCGUGGUCUCGGCCUGCCCCUUCCACUGCGUGUGCCGAAACCUCUCCGAGUCCCUCAGCACGCUCUGCGCCGACAAGGGCCUCCUUUUCGUCCCGCCACACGUCGACCGGCGCACGGUGGAGCUGCGACUGGCCGACAACUUCAUCACCGAAGUGGGCGGAAUUGACUUUGUUAACAUGAGCGGACUGGUCGACUUGACUCUGUCGAGAAACACCAUCCACCAAAUUCGACCAAUGGCCUUCGCCGACCUGGAGAGUUUGCGCUCUCUGCAUCUCGAUGGAAACCGACUGACAGCACUUGGACCCAGGGACCUUACCGGUUUGGUCAACCUCCAACACCUAAUCAUCAACAACAACCAGCUGAUCAAAGUGUCCACCCAGGCUUUUGAUGACUUCCUGCUCACACUGGAGGACCUGGACAUGUCCUACAACAACCUCAGAAGGGUACCAUGGGAAUCCAUUCAGAACAUGGCCAGUCUGCACACGCUGAACCUGGACCACAACCUAAUAGACCACAUAGCAGAAGGAUGCUUUGGAGAGCUUUAUAAGCUGGCGCGGCUGGAUAUGACUUCUAACAGGCUCCGAACACUGCCCCCUGAUCCACUCUUUGCAAGGUCUCAGACGGGUGCAAUUAGUCCCACGCCCUACAACGCUGUCAUCAGCCUGAACUUUGGAGGAAACCCACUCCACUGCAACUGUGAGCUGUUAUGGUUAAGGAGGCUUAUCCGAGGUGACGAUAUGGAGACGUGUGCCACUCCUCCACACCUGGCUGGAAGGUAUUUCUGGUCGAUUCCAGAGGAGGAGUUUACCUGUGAGCCCCCUCUCAUCACCCGUCACACCCACAAGCUGUGGGUGUUGGAGGGCCAACGAGCCACACUAAAAUGCCGUGCCAUCGGAGACCCCGAGCCAAUAAUCCACUGGGUUUCUCCAGAUGAUCGCAUCGUUGCAAACACGUCACGAAUCAGUUCCUUCAGUAAUGGGACCUUGGAUAUCUUGGUAACGGUCGCCAGGGAUGAUGGGGCGUAUACAUGUAUUGCAAUAAAUGCAGCAGGUGAAGCAACCGCCACGGUAGACCUGAAAAUAAUCCCACUGCCUCACCGGGGUGGGGUCAGUGGAAACGCUGGGGGAAACAGCGUCAACACCAAGAACAGCAGCAGUGUGACAAAUGGGAUUUUACGGACCGAUCCUGGUUCAUCGGAUAUCAGCACAGGAAAAAACGGAGGGAUUAACAAUGGUGCAGGACGCGGAGGAGAGAUGGAGGACGGGAAAAGAGGAGAUGGAGAUGUCAAUCAAAGUGACGGCGGGAAAGUCUCGGAUGGAGAGAGGGCUGAUGGAGGGAGCAUGGAGGAUGACGAAGGGGAUGAGGAGCAAGGCAAAAGGGUUGGAGUACAGGGAGUGACAUCCACCUCGGCUCAAGUUCGAUGGGAUUUGGGACGUUUGUCUGCAGCUUACGUGGUCUGGAUGUAUCAGAUACAGUACAACUGCACGGCUGACGAGACCCUCAUCUACAGAAUCCUGCCGUCAUCCAGCGACCGUUUCCUGUUGAAGAACUUGGUUUCUGGGGUGGACUACAACCUGUGCGUGCUGGCCAUUUUUGACGACACGAUCACAUCGUUAGCGGCAACCAAGGUCGUGGGCUGCACGACCUUCUCCACCAAGGAUGUUUACCCAGCAUGCCGUUCUCUCCAAGCCCAUUUUCUCGGCGGAACCCUCACCAUACUCGUCGGCGGUAUUGUUGUGGUCACCCUGCUUGUGUUCACGGUGGCACUUAUGGUUCGCCAUCGUGUUUGCAAUCAUGGCAACCACAUCAUAUGUCAUAAUGGUAACACCGAGGCAGGAGGCGGGGCCUGUUGCCAGGGCGGAGGAGUAGGUGGUGGAGACAAGGGGGAAAACGGCCGGGGCUGCUACCAGUCAAACGGAUCCGGGGACGUGAUGAUGGUGGUCCUGCCCAAUGGUGUGUCAUCCAAGAAAGGGAAAGAAAAGGAUAUGGAUAACGAGAAGGAUGCCGCUGAUUCUGCUUUCUCUUUGCCCCCAAAGCUGCCUCCGAAGCCCAGGCCGAAGCCCAAAGUCAACCUGGAGCAGUUUCUGUCAGCUGGAGGGGUGGUUUCCACGACGACGGGGGCAGAAAACGAAAUGGCAUUAGUGGUAAGGCAGCGAAAGCUGGAGAAGGCACUGCCGCACAACUUGGAAAGUGACAGAACUCCUCUCUAUUACUCCCCUUCCCCCCCAUCCACGCUGCCCCGCCAAGCACGUUCUCGGCCCCGUCCAAGUCCCCGUCUGGAGCGUGAACUGACAACUCGAGCCAGUUUCUCUCUGGCAGCACCGCUGAGGGACUCAGAGUUGUUGGACUGGACGAUAACGCCAACGCCCAGAGGUAGGGACAGAUGGAACUCCUCGCAGGCUUACCAGAGUCCUGUAACCGCUCUCAGCCCCGCCUGUGGCGCUGCUGGCAAACGGCGACACUCCCUGGAUAUGGGUUCCUCCGUGGCGCUAGCGACCGAUGCAGCGGCGACCGUGGCUAGGCGUUACGGGGCCGUGAGUUACGCCAAGCGGCUGAGUGUGAUCUGGACGAGGCGGAGUCAGUCGCUCCACGGGAUGCUGGUGCAGUGCGCGUCUACGACGAGCACGGCGUCCUCCGCAACCAGCGACGAGGGGGAAAGUGCCAGGGGCCUGGCGGCUCACGACUUCCCACGGGGAUACAUCCACGCUUAUAACACAACUAACUCAAACUCAAACCCCGGGAUUACAGUUGGGAAAACAAAAGACAGGAGUAGGGAAAAGGGGAAGGAAGUGAGGAGUAGUGAAAAUCUAGAGGAAAGUGUCGUAUAAUGGUUGUAGAGAAGAAUACAGACAAGAAUAAAGGGUUCUGUGGGAGGAAAGCUUAAAAGGGAUGUUGCUAAAUGUGAAAGUGAGGAAACAGAAAAACAAAGAUGAUGAAAUUUUAGGGAAUCCGAUGAGUUCAGAUGAAGGGAAGGACUAAUACGGAGUAGCAGUCCCAUGAUUUCCUCUGCAGGAACCACAGAUAAGUGAACAGGAGAGGAAAAUAUACAACUGAAAGACAACUUUACGAAGCUCUAUUCAGACUACAAGAUUAACUUGUUAAAGGGGGGAGGAUGUGACAAGAAAAUAGGAGGACUAGGAAACAUAACGGGAGAGUGUUUUUAGAUGUUUUCUAGACUGACACACAAGAUAGAAAAGUGGGUCAGGGAAAAUAAUCUGAGGAAAAACAAUCAGAGCAACAGAACUGAGGUUGUAAGAAGGAACAGGGUCAGAUGGAUCUCAGUGAAGCCUUUACACUAACAGAACUGGACUUUGGCUAACAACUAAGUUUCCCUGAGUCCCAACCCUCCCACACCACCAUGAUGACCGGAUCAAAGAAAAAAACAAAAAGACCACUGAUGACAAAAACAAAAAACGUGAAAAUCUGACGCUGGGAGGACACCGCUGUGAUCCCUUAUUUACGCUUUUCACUCCAACACUGACAUCCGUUUGCAAACCCGUUACAAAAAGCAAUGAAUGUGACUGGUGUGUCCUCCCCGUCCGGACGACGAUUUUGGUUGGCUGUGCCUGCAGGAUUAUGGGAAUAUAAAUACACACCUUGGUUCAUUGAACACGAUCAAUCGAUAAUGGCUGGAACAAAAACGAGCGGAGCACAGACAUUACUUAAGGAAAAAUAUUGGGAUUACGGUGGAAUCGAUAUGGAUUACAGAAAUGGAAGAGAAGCAUGCAUGAUGGACCCUCUGAGCGUGUGCAUUUCACAAAGACGGGCUCAGGCUGCAUGUCUGAUAGCGGACCAGACGAACAACGCUCAUGGCUGCAGACGUGUGCAUGCAUUGAUGGAGCAGGGGCCGGAUGUGUGCGUGUGCGUGUCCCCGUGUCUGUGUGUGCACACGUGUAUAUGAAUGUUUGUGAGGGGUAAUCCAGUCAAUCGGACUCCAUCAAUGUAUAAAAAAAAAUAAUGAUAUUUAGUGCUUUCUGGACAUGCUGUAUAAAGAAUUAAUCAGAAUAUUUAAGAACAGAGGUGGUCCACCAAAACAGAAAAAAAACAGUUAAUUUUUUUUAAGGCUUUUUCACCAUGGUCGGUAUAAAAUAUUUUCAGCAAUGUAGCAUGGUCAGACAGCACAAACGUAAAGGGGGAAAUCAAAGUCUCUCAUUCAUAUUUUUGUCACUUUACACUCCUUUACGCCACAUGGGUUAAAAUUAACUCCAAACCAUGAAUGUUUCCAGAGAAGAAGCAGCAGUAAGAAGUACGUCAGAAUCACUGCAGAAGCUGCUGACGAUACAAACUUAUCCUUGAAGAGUAAAAGGACAGAGACUCUUAAAAACUGCUAUCAAAGAUGAGAAUAAUAGAAAAAAAAAAAUCAAGUUUUAUAUAAGUAUAGUUACUUGUUGCACCAUGUGUUUCUGUUUUUCCUAAAGUUUCUGUGGAGCGUUAAGACCAGGAUGCGAAAUUUGAAAGUGUGAUUUCUUUUUGUUUUAGAUUUCAAUCUGUGUCUGCCACAUGAAAUGUCAAUAUCAAGGCAGAGAAGUACAAAUCCAACGACAGCGAAUAAGCACACUGCUCAAAACAAGCACAUGCAGUCCAACUCUCAGACUUUCAAACAGAUGCCUAUAAAACAGAGCAAAUUGCAUUUAUAAUGAUGACUUUAACCCAUUUAAAUUGUUUCCUCUGUUUUUAUUUCAUUUUGCCAAAGUGAAUAUUGUUCU